AUGAAGUCUGCACACACACAGGAGGCCACACAAACUCUCUCCGAACAGCAACGACCACGCAGAAUGGCCACAGAUUCAGACAGUAUCACAACAAACCCUAACGGCACUGGUGACGACUCAGACGAUAUGUCUUUUACCGAAGAGGAGCUAGAGGAGUUUGCCAAAUCGCCUAUGUUCGCAAUGAUAAGUGAAGCUGUCGAACGUGCUUCUGAUGAGUUAAAGCGCGAGAUAGGGCUCCGCCCAGAUGGCACUCCAAUAAACUACAAGGUUCGUGACAAGCACAAAGGCAAGAAGCGCAAGAUAAACGAUGCUGCUCCCUCUUCCAAAGUGGUCACAGCAGAAGCUUCGCGCUCGAGCGGCGACCACCGCACAGAGGUUGCGCGGCUCAAGUCACGGGAGCGCGUGGACAAGCCAGACGGUAAACAGAAUUUCGGAAUGGGCGGCAAACGAGAAGACAAACUUGAUGAAGAAAUCGCCCGCCGCCGUAAUGAAUUGAUUGCGAAACUGCGAGAACUUAACACGGAGAUCGACAAGGAGUAUUGCCGCCUUAGGAGGUUGGAUUAUUUUCGCUUUUGCAGGGUUUCUGAUGAUUCCCUGGAAAAAGAAAAGGCGAAGAAACUUGCAGGCGAGAUUAUAAGGGAGGAAGGUUUACGGUUGUAA
Fomitiporia mediterranea MF3/22 is the source of this 660-nucleotide messenger RNA. RefSeq lists its product as uncharacterized. The record is from RefSeq and is a predicted model, not a curated record. Lineage: Eukaryota; Fungi; Basidiomycota; Agaricomycetes; Hymenochaetales; Hymenochaetaceae. Bases 1 to 660 code for a protein of 219 amino acids. The transcript is spliced from 4 exons.